AUGUUGGACCUCAAAAACUCAACAUACUCGGACGUUCGUCCGCGACAACGCACGCUGCUCCACCGGCUCGAGCUCUGGAUGAUCAACGACGGAAAAAUGUACCUAUACCUGGGGUUCUGGAUUCUCAUCCAAUCCCUGCUCUACUCCCUGGCGGCGGUCAACUACCGGUACUACCCGCUGUGGCAAAAUAUGCAUGAGCUCCUCGGCGGCUCCUUUAUAGCAGCGCGGUCCGCCGCACUGGUCCUGCACGUGAACACCGCCCUCGUGCUGCUGCCUAUUUGCCGCACGGUUAUUUCGUGGAUUCGCACGACGCCGUUGAAUCGCGUUAUUCCGUUUGACCACGCGCUGCUGUUCCAUAAGCUUGUCGGCUACUCUAUUCUUCUAUUCACCUUGGUGCAUGCCGGCGCGCAUUACAGGAACUACUAUGUCGUGUCGCAGGUCACUGGCGUGCCAUACUGGCGGAUCCUAUUUACCACCGGCCAUAGCAUCACCGGCCACUUGAUGAUGUUUUGCAUGAUCAUUAUGGGCGUCACCGGGUAUGUGAAGAUUCGGCAGAAGCAUUUCAAUUUAUUCUGGAACCUGCAUCACUUGUACGUGCUUUACUUUGCCUGCUUCUCGAUCCACGGCGGCUUUUGCUUGCUAAAGUCCAAUUUGCCGCCGUUUUGCAGCACAGGUGCUGCGUUUUGGAAGUACUGGGUGGCCAGUGGCAAGGUUAUUUUGCAUCCGGGCAAGGUCAUCGAGGCCGGCCAGUAUGCGUUUUUGUGCUGUCCGGCAGUGUCCACGCAGCAGUGGCACCCUUUCACGCUGACGAGUGCGCCUGAGGAGGACUACGUUUCGGUGCAUGUUCGGGUUGUCGGUGACUGGACGAAGUCAUUUUCGGAGGCCUUGGGUGCCAAGGAUGAGCACUGGAAGGCCCUGGAGACGGCCAACAUAUUGCCGCAGGUGCUUGUGGAUGGACCUUUUGGCUCGGCGUCGGAGGAUGUGUUUAACCAUGAGAUCGCCAUGUUGUUCUGCGCGGGUAUUGGGUGCACGCCCUUUGCCAGCGUGCUCAAGUCCAUCUGGUAUCGACUGAGCUACCCCGAGGGGUCAUUCCGGCUGCGCAAGGUAUAUUUUUUCUGGACGCAGCGAGACACCAAGUCGUUCGAGUGGUUUCAGGAUCUCCUCAAAGCCAUCGAGGAGGAAGACGAGGCGCGGUUGGAAAUGGACCAUGAUAUUGGAUCCUACUCCCUUGGUCGGCCAUCAGUCGGUCAGGACGAUAGUAUGAUUGAGAUCCAUACGUAUUUGACGGGAAAGCUGAAUUUUACGCAGAUGACGCAUAUUCACUUGAAUGUCGGCGACGUUGAUCCCAUUACGGGGUUGCGCAGUCCCACGAAGUUUGGGAGACCCAAUUUGGAUCUGAUUUUCAGGGCUGUCGCGCAUGAACAUCCAGCGACAGAUGUUGGUGUAUUCUUUUGUGGGCCUCAUAAGAUGGGCUCCACUAUUGGGUCGGCUGCGAAGAAGUGGUCAAGCAAGGGACAGGACGGAACAAAGUUUUAUUACAAUAAGGAGAACUUUUAA
This is a messenger RNA of Kickxella alabastrina, 1557 nucleotides long. RefSeq names its product ferric reductase NAD binding domain-containing protein. The transcript has 4 exons. Gene Ontology annotation, cellular component: NADPH oxidase complex; plasma membrane. Bases 1 to 1557 code for a protein of 518 amino acids. Gene Ontology annotation, molecular function: superoxide-generating NAD(P)H oxidase activity. Gene Ontology annotation, biological process: defense response; superoxide anion generation. The record is from RefSeq and is a predicted model, not a curated record. NCBI's taxonomy places the organism in Eukaryota, Fungi, Kickxellomycota, Kickxellomycetes, Kickxellales, Kickxellaceae.